AUGGUUGUGGCCGAGCUUCUGGAGCAUGGAGCUCCUCUACCGCUGAUACUUCUGUGUCUGCUGGCGGGCUUCAACCCUCGUCUGAGUCACACGCAGGAUUACGACUACUUGGAGGUGUUUGCAGGCGCAGGUCAAGUCAGUGAAAAGCUGAGACAGGAUGGCUUGACUGGUGCUGGACUGGAAAUUUUAUCAAAUCCAAUGCUUUUCGAUCUCACGAGUGAUGUUGGCUACGCUCUUGCGGUCAACGCUGUUCUUCGCCUGCGGCCCCGGGGCUUCAUGGUUGUGGCGCUGUGCUGUGACAGCUUCACUAUCAUGUGA
This is a messenger RNA of Symbiodinium pilosum, 318 nucleotides long. NCBI's taxonomy places the organism in Eukaryota, Dinophyceae, Suessiales, Symbiodiniaceae. The record is from the annotation of a GenBank genome assembly.